CAUGCUGCAUCAGUCAUUUUUCCCUACUGAUUCUUCUGCUGCGAUCAUGGCUAUCCAUUAUUUCGAAGACCAAUCUUGGCUCAACUUGCUACUGCUCACCUUACCCAUCGUUGUACCUCUUUCGAUCUCAUUCUACUUCGUUAUGACGGAGCAGCCGAGACCAAGAAGGCACGUUCACACCCUUCCAUCCCAUAAUGAUGCCAGCAACUCGUGCGAACGUCUGAAGCGUGUUAUUGGUCCUGUGCUUGCCCACCUCGAUACGUUAGAUCCACCUGUACGAAGACGCCAAAUCGCCCGCCCAACCUCUCCGCUACCAUUCGUAGAUGCGGUGUACAUGCCUGAUCCACGCCGCAAUUCAAGAGCUGAAACACGUUGGGGCAGCGAACACGAUCUUGUUCAUCGCGAAUACAUUCGUCAAUUGAGGAACAGAAGGUCGCAAUACCAAGACUUCGGGCCUAGCGAGGUAGUACCGAUACAAGAACCAAUUGUCCCCGAAAUCGUCGCGUCACACCAAGACCCUUGGAUUCCAGAUAAUUUCGGACUACCUGACGCUGCGGACGAAGAAUUUCCAUCUCCAGAUGAACAUACCUUUGUACUAGUAGAUCGCAGUCGCAACUCUUCAUGGGAAGUUGUGUCUGAUACCGAAGAGCGCCAGCGGCAGCAUGUUAAAUCUAAUCUACGUGGCGGUAGUGGAGACGAGCCAGUAGCGCUGAAGCCCAUCUUCGCUCGCAUGACUGAGGAAGAGCUUCGCGAACAUAUUCGCAGGAAUCGUGCUGAGACGUUGGCGAUGCUGCAGUAUCAUAGUGAUGCUGCGGUGCGGGCGCGCAAGAGGGACGGCUCGCCGGUAGACGGGCCGUGAUGAUGAUCAGGGUUGAGAGGUUGUUGGUGGGGUGGCCGACUGUCUCGUCGCGUACUGAAUGAGCGCAGGAAGCGAAAGUGGUUGAUUGUCACCUAGCGUUUCUAGGCAGCUUGUUUUUGAGAUGAGGCAUUGCAGUCAAUGGUUUUGAGGUUCCACUUGAUCAAUCGGAAGCACUACGGUGAUAUUCUCUCGGGGACUGCAGGUCUGUGGCACAGUACAUAGUAUGUGCUGC
Alternaria rosae is the source of this 1091-nucleotide messenger RNA. RefSeq lists its product as uncharacterized. NCBI's taxonomy places the organism in Eukaryota, Fungi, Ascomycota, Dothideomycetes, Pleosporales, Pleosporaceae. The transcript has a single exon. The record is from RefSeq and is a predicted model, not a curated record. The annotation marks the transcript as partial.